GGCAGGCCCGUGGGUAGACGUGGCCAGGACAUGUAUCUAUGUAAAUAAAAGGAAAAAAAAGGAAGGCCUCUGACGGACUCUUUGCUGGGAGUAUUGGGGGAAGGGAAACAGAACAGGAUUGAUGUUUAUUGACUUAAACAAAAAACCUGAUCCUGGAAGUAUUUCAUUUGAGCCUAUUUUAUCCAUCCAGAUCCUGACAGCCUACACAAUUUCAGGCAAUCCAUAGUAGGUCAGCCUGGAUGUUGAUGCAACUUUGAGUGUGAUUACUGCACUUGAGAUCCUUCGCCUCGGACCAAUGGAUGAUCUCACCCAGCAGCUUCAUAUACAGAGCCUCAUAAAGACAGAUUCAACAUAUGUCCAUCUGUGUGUGUUGUGACCAAGAUUGCUUGCAACAAGCCCAUAUUUACCUCCUCGCAUGACAUGAGGAAUACAUAAUCCAAAAGCAGAAGCCACAAGAACUCCUCAGCAUUGGCCCUGUGAUGAUGUCCCAAGAGCUUGUGAACAGCCCUACUGUAGGGGAGCAACAAUCCAAAAUGCCAUAGAAGGGUGCCUAUACUGUUUCCUGAAAUGUCCCUUAACCUUGAUUAUGGUUUAAAGCAUCGCAGUAGUUGCUUUCUUCAUGCAGAAUUUGGCACCACGUUCUUUCCAAUGCAAAGGCUUAUGAAAACCAAUUUCAGAUGUUCCUCUUCCCAUUUUCCAGUAAUUGGUAAGGUUACUCUGAGAAAGAGGGGAGGGGAGGAUAUGCAAUGACGAGUUCCCUGUAUCUCAUUCUCCUUUUAAUAGUGACCUGUAUCAUUUUGAAGCUUCCCAGAAAUCAGUGUCGCCUUCACUGAGCAGCAUUAUGUGAUAGUUAUGCCAAGAGAUAAAGAGGGAUGUACAAAGGCAUAAAAGAUGACUGCAAGAGAGACACUUUUAAGGGACAAGAGACACAGUUGGCCAAAAGCUCUGGCAAUCCCAAAGACACAGCAGGGAGAGUGUCCUGAGAUGCCCUGUGCUUUGCACAAAGCAAUGUGAUUCUAGGAGCUAGAAAUCAGGAUCUGCCAGUAACUUAGUGGACUCUGGGCAGGGGAAAUAGCAUAAAUUAGCCUUUCUUGAGGGCCUUAACUACCACCUAAUUCAAACAUUCUCCAGAAAUGCGCUCUUGUAUUUGAUGCAGCAUAUACAAAAAUUAUGUUGGUUUGUAGUCAUACAAGGAAAGAUGCUCUAGCAGAAUACACAGCUGGUGGCAGAUUGUAAUUCAGGCUGCUUUAAUUGUAAAGGCCCCCUUUGAGGCAUUAGGGGAAAUGCCUGAUAAUAACAAUCACAAGAAGGUCGUCUUCAGCAAAACUACCUUUCCUCCUUUUUUUUCUACCGUCUUUUCACUAUUGCUACAUUCCACCAAAGAACUUGAAGCUAGGUCCUAAGUGGUCAUUAAAAUCAGCAAAUUGUAGAUAAGUCCCUAAUAAAUGCCUCUCACCCACAAGCCCCAUUUUAUGGAUUAUAAUAAUUUCUAUGGGACAAGUUUCUUCACCCACCCACCCCCCAAAAAAACCCCACUUGAUUUCAAUUUAACUUAAAAGUUUUGGGUUUUAGCCUGCUUGCUUUAUUUACCAUAUUUUUCGGAGUAUAAAAAUCACCUUUCUCUCCACUAAAAGGGGGUGAAAAUUUGGGUGCGUCUUAUACAUCGAAUGUAGUCCCGCCCACCCACGGGCCCCCACCCUUUGGCCUCUGCCUCCCAGCAACUUACCCUCUUGCAGCAAGGAGGAACAGCCAUUUCAGCUUCACCAUAGCCUAAUUAGCACAAGUUGAUUGCCUCCUGACUCUCAGCUGUUUCAGGUUGCAGGGAUUGCCAUUGCCUAUUGCUGCAAGGCCUCUGCCGCUUUCUGCAAGGAGGUAAAUUUGCUGGGAGCAGAUUUUUAUCUUGUGCUAAUCAAGCUAUGCUGAAAACUAAAAUGAAAGUAAAGCAGGCUGUUUGCUGUUUGCUGCAAUGAGGCAAAAUUACUGGGAGGCAGAGGCAGAUUUCUUUGUCUUGUUUCUCUCACCAAAACAGGUAGGUGCGUCUUAUAGUCCAGAACGUCUUAUACUCUGAAAAAUACAGUAUCUAAGAAAAAUAAUAUCUAGCUUAACAUAGAAGAAAAAAGACAUUCAAGGGACUGUAUUUUCUGCUCAGCUGUGAAUCCUUUAGCAACCAGGUGUUUUGUUUAUGCUCAAGUGUAACCACAGCUGUUUGUGGCUGGAAAGGCAGAGUGGGAGAAGCAGCCAGAGACUUUUCUCGGCUUGCAGACUUUGGCAACUCUUCUGGGUGCAGCUACCAAGCCUGGUGCGGGUUUCAAAACCUGCCGCUACCAGUUCGCUCAUGAGUGCGUGCAAGCUCAUGCGCGAAACAUUUCUGCACAUGCGCAGAAGCGUCCGGAUGGAUGGGCAGAGCCUCCCGCCACCACUGCUACCAGUUCACCCAAUCCAGGGUGAACUGGUAGCAACCCACUGCUGCACCAAGCAGAGUAGGGUGAAAUUGACCAGAGGUCUGGCUGGGGCCUUUUUCUUUUCCCCAGAAUCAAAUAGAAGAGCCAGAAAGCUACUUGGUGUAUGCAUGGUAUGUAUGGUUUUUCUUACCGAAGAGCCUUAAAAUGGAAGCUCCCCAAAGAUACACUCCAAACUGUAGAGGGUAUGAAGAGAUAAUCGUCGCUGCCCUCCAGGAGACAGAGGAAAGCUGGUAGGAAACUGAGCUCAGAAGCUCAGUAUUUUGUAAAAGGAAGUUUUAGCUGUGCUUGGAGUACCAAAUCUGAGCUGCAACAAUCCUGACAACCAAUAGAUGGUAGCAACAUGUUACAGAUCUAGUAGCCAUAAGCAUCCUGGAGGUUUCAGUGCACUGGGGGGUGGGGAGGAACGGAGGGGAGCAUUUAGAACUUCUGUCAACCUAGCACACUAUCCUUGUGUGGAACUACCCAUUGUUAAAAUCCUUGAAAGAUGCAAUGGGAGCCUGCACUGAAGUGUCUCUUCCCCUCCUUAACCCAGUCAUACUUCCCCAUUGUUCUCUCCACUAUUUGUUAUCUGCAGGCUCUGACCUCACCAAGGUGUACUUUAAUCGCUGUUUCUGGCAAAGGGCUGGAAUUCUAACUCCAGCACUCCUCAAAAGGAGACCUUCGGAAAGCACCAUUGUUUGCUUUUGCCCCAAAGAAUUCUCUCCAAUCUAUCAGGAAUAAGUCUUAAAGUCUCUUGGUUGCCAAAUGAAGAUUAUGUGCAGCAAAGAAGCUGGUUGAGGAGAGUACGACUGGGCAAGAAGCUCCAUCAGAAAUAUUCUACGGAUUGAAAUGGUUUUUUGCCCAAAUUAACAAUUCAGCCCUUUGAACAUCCUACGCUACUGGAGAGAAUAACACAAGAAAGAGGAAGAUGCAGUUCCUGAUACUGUUUUUCUUCUGUUUGUGCUCUACUGGCACCACAAAGCCCCACUCAGUACAAGAUAUAUGUACUGCCAAGCCAAAAGAUAUCCCUGUAAAUCCAGUCUGCAUUUAUCGUAACCCUGAGAAAAAGUUGCAAGAGGAGGCGGAUCAAGAGAGAAUCCCAAUUUCUACCAACCCUCGUGUCUGGGAGUUGUCCAAGGCUAACUCCCGUUUUGCUGUCCUCUUAUACAAGAAUUUAACCAAUGCCAGGGAUGAAAAUGAAAAUUUCUUUAUGUCACCAAUCAGUAUUUCUACCGCCUUCGCCAUGACCAAGUUGGGUGCUUGUGGCAGAACUCUUCAGCAGCUAAUGACGGUUUUUCAGUUUGAUACCAUUUCAGAAAAAACAUCUGAUCAAAUCCACUUCUUCUUUGCCAAAUUGAACUGUCGACUGUACAAGAAAGUCAACAAAUCCUCUGAGUUGGUAUCAGCCAAUCGCCUUUUUGGAGAAAAAUCUCUCAAAUUCAAUGAAACCUACCAGAAUAUUAGCGAGGUGGUUUACGGAGCUAAACUUUGGCCUUUGAACUUCAAGGAGAAGCCAGAAUUAUCCAGAGCAAUCAUCAAUGAUUGGGUGGCAAAUAAAACUGAGAAGCGUAUAACAAAUGUGAUCCCAGAAGGAGUCAUCAAUGAAUUCACGGUUAUGAUAUUAGUCAACACAAUUUACUUCAAAGGUCACUGGAAAUCCAAAUUCCCUCUUGAAAACACAAAGGUGGAGCCCUUUUUUAGAGCCACUGCUGAGCCUUGCCAGGUGCUUACAAUGUAUCAAGAAAUGAGAUUCCGUUAUGCUUCCAUUGCAAGUGGCAAAGUCCAGGUGUUGGAGCUUCCUUACCAAGGGGACGAUAUUACAAUGGUCUUUAUCCUACCUUAUCUGAACACACCUUUGGCCCAAGUGGAGCAGCAGCUGACUGCAGAGAAACUGGAAAGCUGGUUCCGUGCCUUGAAAGAGAUCUCCCUCUCAGUGCAUUUGCCCCGUUUCCAGAUAGAAAGCAGCUUCAGCCUGAAGGAGAAACUCCAAGAAAUGGGAUUGAGGGAUCUUUUCAGCCCUGAACGGGCCAGUCUGCCAGGCAUAGUUGAAGAUCCUCAAGCGGGCCUCUAUGUUUCUGAAGCAUUUCACAAAGCCUUCCUCGAAGUAAAUGAAGAAGGCAGCGAAGCAGCCGCUUCCACCACAGUUGUAAUUUCCGGUCGCUCAUUUCCUUUGAACAAAGUUGUCUUCAAUGCCAACAGACCUUUUAUAGUACUCAUUAGGGAAGUGGCUAUAAACGCCCUCCUUUUCUUGGGCAAAGUGGCUGAUCCCUGUUCCUAAAAUCUCCGAUUUGCGGUGCUCUUGUCUUCUUAAACUAAUAAGUAAAUAAAAGAAAAAAGAUUAAACCAACAUCCACCUCUGUGUUUCUGUUGCAUUAUAACAAGCUCGGUGCAUGUAGCCAAAUAAAUGUAAUCUUUCAAAGACA
Molecule: messenger RNA, 4864 nt
Organism: Ahaetulla prasina
Lineage: Eukaryota; Metazoa; Chordata; Lepidosauria; Squamata; Colubridae
Gene: SERPINC1
Product: serpin family C member 1
Exons: 9
Coding region: 3370-4719 (449 amino acids)
Molecular function (GO): serine-type endopeptidase inhibitor activity
Source: RefSeq, a predicted model, not a curated record